Molecule: messenger RNA, 480 nt
Organism: Mya arenaria
Lineage: Eukaryota; Metazoa; Mollusca; Bivalvia; Myida; Myidae
Product: protein GVQW3-like
Exons: 2
Coding region: 1-480 (159 amino acids)
Source: RefSeq, a predicted model, not a curated record
AUGUCGUCACAAGAACAUUUGGAAAUUCGCGCAAACAUUAAAUUUUACAAAGAAAUAGGGAAAACACCAUCCGAAACGUAUAAGCUACUAAAGCUGACACGGGUAGACUACUGCGUUUGCCGUGCACUGGUUUUCAAGUGGCAUCGACGCUUUUCUGAUGGCCGACAGUCCCUUGAAGAUGAUGCAGGCCGUGGACGGAAGUCAACAAUCGGACCGUCAGCUGUGACGUCAAUUGAAGAGAAACUGAAACCGGACUGCAGCAUGACUGUAUGGGAGCUGUCAGAGGCUGCCAAUGUCAUCUAUGGAACCGCACACAGCAUUUUGACCACCGAAUUAAACAUGCGGAAGGUACUCGACCGUGAUCUCAUCCGGGCGCUUGGAAAGAAGAGGGGUGACAUCCGGUUGAUCAUUUCAUCCUCCAUCAGGAUAAUGCCCCACUUCAUACUGCGGCGACCACACAGCUUGAGAUUAGCGUCCUAG